Meloidogyne enterolobii is the source of this 786-nucleotide messenger RNA. NCBI's taxonomy places the organism in Eukaryota, Metazoa, Nematoda, Chromadorea, Rhabditida, Meloidogynidae. The record is from the annotation of a GenBank genome assembly.
AUGGCAGCGGCAGCAGUCUCCCAUCCUCACCAACCUUUUCUUUUUGCAACGGAAUGGGCAACUAAUCCAAGUUGUAGCAACAACGACCCUGCCUAUCAGGCAGCUGUUUCUGCCUAUCAAGCAGCGGCACAAUUAAUUUCUAACCCAAACGAGCUAGAAAAUCCUUACCAAUCUGCCUUUGGGGGAAUUAAUAUUCUACAACAGCCCCCAACUUUAAUUAACCAAUUCCCCUUCUCUAAUGAAGAACAAUUACAACAAUGGGCGGAUGGUUUACAAUUUAAUAAUAAUUUUCCUUUUGUUGGACAAGGCGUUAUUUCUAGUUAUAAUAGUAAUGGGUCAGACAAUAUACAACUGUCUAGAACAAACACAGAACUUAAUGAAACACAACCUUAUACUCAACAACAACAACAACAUCAAUUACCAACACAAAUAAUAGCCCCACCUCACCUUUCUUCUUCCUCCUCCCCUUCUCCAUUUCUCACAACUACACCCUCAACUGUGAUCGUAGAACGUAAUGAAGCUUUAAAAUUGCAACAAGCAAUAAUUAAAAGUUCUUCCUCCAAUCCUUCCUCUAUUAAUUCCUCAACAUUUGUGUCAACUUAUUCAAAUACCCCAACAAUUACUGUCGAGACAUCCAGCCAGUUUGGACUUCAACCAAUAACGGGUGAGAGACUAUUAAAUCAUCUUUUUCCCACCACAUUUUCUUGGGGGAUAGAGGGCUGGAAAAGUGUGAGGGAAAUGUUUGCCCUUUACAUAAUAAAACAAGUUUUAAAAAACUUGUUUUAA